Messenger RNA from Racocetra fulgida, 121 nucleotides. The record is from the annotation of a GenBank genome assembly. Lineage: Eukaryota; Fungi; Glomeromycota; Glomeromycetes; Diversisporales; Gigasporaceae.
AUGGGAGAGGCACUGAAAAAAAAUGAGAUGUAUGCUUUAGGUGUUGCCAAUUAUCUUAACCAAAAACAAAAAUAUAACAAUGCUUUAAAAAUUUAUGAUAUAUUAUCUUUUAAAGCUAAAA